GGCGAAAGGCACCAGACACGAGAGACACAAAACACUGUCAUACGUUACCGACUCUAUUUAUAUAUCUCUCUAUCCAAUCUCAAUCACGUAUUCUUCUUCUUCUUCUCUGAAAAUGGGUGAAGAGAGAAGAGUGAUGGAGGAGAGUCUCUUAUCAAAACAUAUUGAUUCGAAAGCAGAGAAUGGUGAUGAAGAAGAGAGGAAGAAUAGAGAAAUUAGUUGGGAUAUUUACAGGAAAGAAUUGAAGAGGAUUUGUUACCUAUCAGGUCCUAUGGUAGCUGUAACAUCUUCACAAUAUCUUUUACAAGUUGUGUCCAUCAUGAUUGUUGGUCACUUAGGUGAACUCUAUCUCUCUAGUGCCGCCUUAGCCAUUUCCUUUGCUGGUGUCACCGGUUUCAGCUUCCUGAUGGGAAUGGCUAGUGGACUAGAAACCACAUGUGGACAAGCUUAUGGAGCUAAACAAUAUCAAAGAAUAGGAAUACAAACAUACACAUCUAUAUUUUCUCUCAUAUUGGUUUGUUUACCACUAUCUUUUAUUUGGAUCAACAUUGAGAGCAUACUAGUUUUCACAGGACAAGACCCUCUAAUUGCACAUGAAGCAGGAAGAUUCACAAUUUGGCUUCUUCCAGCACUUUUUGCAUAUGCAAUAUUGCAACCACUAGUUAGAUAUUUUCAAAUACAAAGCUUGCUUAUUCCAAUGCUUUUAAGCUCUUGUGUCACUCUUUGUAUCCAUAUACCUCUUUGCUGGGCUUUGGUAUUCAAGACAGGAUUGAAUAAUAUUGGUGGUGCAAUUGCAAUGAGCAUUUCCAUUUGGUUAAAUGUGAUUUUUCUUGGAUUAUACAUGAGAUACUCUUCCUCAUGCGCAAAAACUAGAGCACCGAUUUCUAUGGAACUAUUUCAAGGAAUUUGGGAGUUUUUUCGCUUCGCUAUACCUUCUGCUGUAAUGGUUUGCCUUGAGUGGUGGUCAUAUGAGCUAAUUGUCUUGCUCUCUGGACUUUUACCUAAUCCACAACUUGAAACUUCAGUUCUAUCAGUUUGUCUCAAUACCAUUGCAACUCUCUAUACAAUACCAUUUGGAAUUGGUGCUGCAGCAAGCACAAGGGUUUCAAAUGAAUUAGGAGCUGGUAAUCCAUUUGAAGCACGUGUUGCCGUGUUAGCUGCUAUGUCACUUGGACUCACUGAAGCAAGUAUAGUGAGCGCAACCCUCUUUGCAUGCCGCCAUGUUUAUGGCUACAUUUUCAGUAGUGAUACAGAAGUUGUUAAAUACGUCACUGUCUUGGCUCCUCUGGUUUCUAUAUCCGUUAUACUCGACAGCAUACAAGGCGUUCUCGCAGGGGUUGCUAGAGGUUGUGGGUGGCAACAUAUAGGAGUUUAUGUCAAUCUAGGAGCCUUCUACUUAUGUGGGAUUCCUGUUGCUGCUGCAUUGGCAUUUUGGGUUCAAGUGGGAGGAAAAGGACUUUGGAUUGGUAUACAAGUCGGUGCUUUUGUUCAAUGUGUUCUACUUUCUAUCAUAACAUGUUGUAUAAAUUGGGAGCAACUGGCAAGUAAGGCUAGACAGAGGUUGUUUGAUGUUCAAUUUUCAGCAGAGAACAGACUUGUAUGAUAAGAAAGGUCAUUGAGUGAAGUCCAAAUUUGUUACGGGACAAUUCCCCGCUUUAUUGGAGAUUAUGAUUUAAAGCUUUGAUAUCUUAUUUUAAUUAGAUAGUAUAGUAUAUGAGCAUAUAUGUCUUGGUGUAUCUGAACAGGAAUCUCCGGGCAUUUUUCUCAUGAUAAAAAGAACAAAACAUUGAGCAAUACAUCUAUUUUACUAGCACUGUGCUGCACGGAAUACAAAUUGAGAUUUUUGUGAUGCCUUGUGUGUGAUUGAUUG
Molecule: messenger RNA, 1867 nt
Organism: Medicago truncatula (barrel medic)
Lineage: Eukaryota; Viridiplantae; Streptophyta; Magnoliopsida; Fabales; Fabaceae
Product: protein DETOXIFICATION 12
Exons: 7
Coding region: 113-1600 (495 amino acids)
Biological process (GO): xenobiotic detoxification by transmembrane export across the plasma membrane
Cellular component (GO): membrane
Molecular function (GO): xenobiotic transmembrane transporter activity; antiporter activity
Source: RefSeq, a predicted model, not a curated record